This is a messenger RNA of Fusarium subglutinans, 999 nucleotides long. RefSeq lists its product as uncharacterized. Lineage: Eukaryota; Fungi; Ascomycota; Sordariomycetes; Hypocreales; Nectriaceae. The record is from RefSeq and is a predicted model, not a curated record. The coding region runs from base 1 to 999 and encodes 332 amino acids. The transcript is spliced from 2 exons.
AUGUCCCGAAACCCGAGCGAUUCCAUCCUCUUUCUUGUUGGUGCCGCCGCAUCCUUGGCUUUAAGCCUUCUGGCUUUCUACCUCCAAAAAGACAAUGGGCCCAAGAUUGAGAAAAUGGAUUGCUUUGAAAAGCUACCAGCGGAGCUCAAGUUCCUUGUAUUCGAGCAGUGCUACUCACUACGCGAUGUAGCAUCACUCAGCGCGGCUUCUCCGUCAGUACGAGCUUGCUACCGAGCGAACCGAGAUAAGCUCCUUGGAUAUCACAUACCUUACAUCAGAGAGAUAUUCUAUAACGACGAGCUUAUCCCUUUGGCUUUGAUGGUUGCAAGGAUGCGACAUCGCUUGAAAAAGGGCUAUAGAAUGCAUCAACUGAUGGGACUACUGGAAGAUUAUGUUCGUGGGGGCAGGUCUAAGCUGUUUCGGCGGAAGUUUGACCAUUGGGAAGAGAACCUCGCACAAAUCCAAGAUCUAGUUAAUACCAGCACAGAGAUUAUGGAGAUCUGUCCGAGGAAGGAUUACGACCCUUCAGCCGUAUUUCACAGGCCCGUUUUGUCUAAGCUCUGGCACCACCGACUCGUGGAAACCUAUCUGCGUGAAGAGAUCAGCACCACUAUGAAACUCUAUGGCGACAGCAUAAUGUUUCCGCCCCAGGAAAGUCUCAGUUCUGAACUAUACGUGUUCUUGUUCACGAACAACUAUGUGGGAAGCAGGCUGCCCGAUGCUUAUACCGCUGAUAUGGUAGACAUACAAACCGCUCUUUGUCGACUUGGUGAUAGAGUCUUCCAAGCCUGCCAGGACACAGGUUGUACCACUGGCGAUCCCUUGCAGCGCCUCAGGAUGUCGGAGGAGAGGAGGCAUGAGAUACAAAGUUGGAGAGAAGAGCGAAAGAAAGCCUGGAAAGAGGAGGACCAGAUGGCUCAGAAUGGGCAAGUUGUGGUUUACAACGGUUAUGGGCGGCUUUUGCGAGCUGAUGAACUGGUUCAAACGAAUCAAACAUGA